This is a messenger RNA of Neocloeon triangulifer, 1749 nucleotides long. It is a transcript of the gene Ctns, whose product is annotated as cystinosin homolog. Bases 238 to 1374 code for a protein of 378 amino acids. The record is from RefSeq and is a predicted model, not a curated record. Gene Ontology annotation, cellular component: lysosomal membrane. The transcript has 10 exons. Gene Ontology annotation, biological process: L-cystine transport. NCBI's taxonomy places the organism in Eukaryota, Metazoa, Arthropoda, Insecta, Ephemeroptera, Baetidae. Gene Ontology annotation, molecular function: L-cystine transmembrane transporter activity.
CCCCCGGUAGAUUUAACACAGGAAAGAAGAAAAGUGGUGACGGGCAAAGCCGCGAUUAACCAGUGAAAAAGUCAUGUUGGCCGAGAAAUUUCACACUUUUGCGUCGAGCGGCGGACGCAGCAGACCCUCGGGAACGAUAGGAACGCCGCAAACCCGGAAUUGAAGGGCCAGGGCUGUGAUUACCCGGCCGGAAAGAAGCGACGUCGACGUCCUCCAUUUACACCCCUAACAUCCAAGAUGGGUCAAAUCACAGUUUUUUCUGCUCUCUUUUGCGCAUCACUUUUUAUUUCUUAUUCCUUGGCAGAGCCGUCCUUCAGUUUGGUUCCGCAGGAGCUCGAUGUCCUUGUUCAGGAAACGAAAAUCAUUAAACUCGUUGUCCAAGACUUGACGGUAAAUAAUGUUGUGGCGACACUUCAGGUGGUCCAUUCAGGACUUUUGGAGCUUAGCCCUGAUACAAUUCCUUUGACCCUGGGUUCGUCUGAGAUUGAGAUCGAAGUUUCCUCCAUCGAGGCUGGGUACACCACCAUAUUUCUAAAUGUCACACCCUCAGUCACAGAAGUGUUUGAUGUAUUUGUUCGAGUUACUUCAUUGCACUCCUUUGAGUUAUAUCACUUCAGUGAAGUCAUCGGAUGGAUGUACUUUGUGGCCUGGUCCGUGUCUUUCUAUCCUCAGAUUUAUGAAAACUGGAAGAGAAAAAGUGUUGUUGGUCUCAACUUUGACUUCCUUUCUCUCAACAUCAUUGGCUUUACUUUGUACUCUCUUUUCAAUUGUGGACUUUUUUGGAUUCCAGCCAUCCAGCAAGAAUAUUUUGAGGACCACCCUCGAGGUAUGAUCCCUGUUUUGGCUCAAGACAUCUUUUUUGGACUACAUGCGAUGUUUGCAACCAUUAUCACCAUAAUCCAAUGCUUUAUAUAUGAGAGAGGCGAGCAAAGGGUUUCGUGGACCGCCCGUGGUAUUAUGUGCAUUUUCGCUCUUUUCCUUGGCAUCAGCGCCAUUAUUGCCGGAGCAUCCGACUUACUAACAUGGCUGGAUUUCCUUUACUUCUGCUCUUAUGUGAAACUGACUAUUACCCUGAUCAAAUACAUUCCUCAGGCUUACAUGAAUUACAAGAGAAAAAGCACAGUCGGCUGGAGCAUCGGAAACAUUUUCCUCGACUUUACCGGAGGAGCUCUCAGCAUGUUGCAAAUGAUACUAAAUUCUCACAACUACAACGAUUGGCAAUCGAUCUUUGGAGAUCCAACCAAAUUUGGACUUGGACUGUUCUCAGUGGUCUUUGAUAUCUUCUUCAUCUUCCAGCAUUACGUUCUUUACAGGCACUCUUACGAGCGAAUCGAGGGCGCCAAUUCAGCAGCCUCGCAGCCAAUCUAUUCCUGAUUGAUGCACGCGCACAUCUCCUAAACAAGAGGAACGCCGUAUAUUUAAUCCUACUAUUGUGAUUUGUGUGCAAAAGUGAGACUAUCAAGCUGUGAACUUUGAAUAUCAGAAGAUGAGUGCAAAACUUUUUAAGUUUGAACUCUUUGAUAGGUUGGACUUAAGCGAUUGAUAUUAUAGUUUGAAUUUACUUUAGAUUCUAUUGCUAUACAACUUAAUUCUAUUAGUGAAGAGAUAGAAUUAUAUUUUUAGUUUUUAAGACUAUUAGUCAGUUAUAUGUAUCAGAUCUCCGUCAUAUCCAAUUGAUUUAUUAAAAUUUUCUGCACUUACUAGUUUUAGAAAUAAACGGACCGUCUAUAAUAUUAUUAUAAUAAUAUA